UCAACAUUUUUAGGCUGUCCAACAUCGACCAGUCCGUUGAAUCUACGCAGCAAUAUUAAAGGGGCGGAGUACUCGAAUCUCGCCAAUAUAUCGCCGUCGACAUAGCUAAACCCUAAACCUCAUCCUUGCAUUCUCACAUUCCAGUAAAGUUCCGGCAGAUCACUAGCCGGAACCGUAUACUGACACCCUCGGCGCCGGUCUUCUCCGCGAGUGAUCCCGGGAAAUUCAAAAUUCCCGGCGGAGAAAACAAUGUCGCUAUCUUUUAGCUUUUCAGCCGGCAUUUCUCCGGCACCCACCGGAAUCCUAUCGAAGGGGCUCGUUUGGAAUCCUUCUCCCAUCUUUGACUCCCGGAGAAGAGUAUCCGAUGUCGUCAAGGCUCAAUCAAGCAAAAUGUCGGUCACCAAUGACGUGGCUGGGACGGUGCCCUUGGUUCUAACGCCGGUGGUUCCGGUGACCAUGGAUCCUCCUGCUGAGCUGACGGAGAAUGCUUCGCAGAGGACGAAGCUAGUUUGCACAAUUGGUCCGGCCACGUGCGGUUACAGCGAGCUCAAGGCACUCGCCGCCAGUGGAAUGAAUGUUGCUCGUUUAAACAUGUGUCACGGCACUCACGAGUGGCACCGGAGCGUGAUCGAGAGUGUUAAGAGGCUUAACGAGGAGAUGGGCUUAGCCAUUGCCAUCAUGUUGGAUACAGAGGGCAGUGAGAUUCACAUGGAUGAUCUCGGUGGUGCUACGUCAAUUAAGGCCGAGGAUGGUGAUAUAUGGACCUUCACUGUGAGAUCCUGUACUUCAUCUUUGCCGGAAUAUACUGUCACUGUGAAUUAUGAUGGCUUCUCAGAAGAUGUUAAAAUUGGUGAUGAAAUUGUUGUGGAUGGUGGAAUGGCGGGGUUUGAGGUGGUUGAAAAGAUUGGUCCAGAUGUAAAAUGCCGUUGCAUUGAUCCUGGAUUGUUGUUACCAUGUGCCAAUCUUACUAUCUGGAGGGAAGGUAGACUUGUUCAAGAGCGUAAUGCUAUGCUCCCUACAAUUUCUUCCAAAGAUUGGCUUGACAUAGAUUUUGGGAUCAGAGAAGGGGUUGACUUCAUUGCAGUCUCAUUUGUGAGAAAUGCUGAUGCAGUCAAUGAUUUGAAGAGUUAUGUUGCUGCACACUCUGACAAGAACAAUGUUGCUGUAAUUGCAAAGAUAGAGAGUGUUGACUCUUUGAAGAAUCUACAAGAUAUCAUUCAGGCAUCUGAUGGAGUUAUGGUAGCCCGAGGAGAUCUUGGUGCUCAAAUACCAUUGGAGCAAGUGCCAUCAGUGCAAAAGGAGAUUGUUGAUCUUUGCAAAGGGCUGAACAAGCCUGUCAUUGUUGCUUCACAGUUGCUUGAAUCGAUGAUUGAAUACCCUAUACCCACCCGAGCUGAAGUUGCAGAUGUUUCUGAAGCAGUAAAGCAAAAGGCUGAUGCUCUGAUGCUUUCUGGUGAAUCAGCCAUGGGUCAAUAUCCUAUGAAGGCAUUAUCUGUGCUGAAGAGUGUCAGUUUGAGAAUUGAGAAAUGGUUGAGAGAGGAAAAGUCACAGGAGCCUGCUGAACUACUUUACCAUGCUCAUCUCUUGCCUGGUGGCAUCCAAGAGGAGUUAUGCAAUGCUGCUGUAAAUAUGGCCAACAGCUUGGAAGCGGAUGCACUGGUUGUUUUCACAAGGACGGGUAAAAUGGCAUCUCUCCUGUCCCGUGGGCGACCAAACUGCCCAAUCUUUGCCUUCACUCAAUCAGCACCUGUCCAAAGAUGUCUGAACCUGCACUGGGGUGUAACACCUCUGAAGCUUGCACUAUCAGGCAAUCUGGAGAAAGAUUUAAGUAGGGCUCUUGUUUUUCUGAGGGAUAGCGGGAUGAUCAAAUCAGGUGAUACCGUUGUUACCAUGUCAGCUGCAUUGCAGUCAAUCCAAGUUGUGUCAGCCCCAUGACAAAUAUCUGGAUAUAUCAUGCUUUUGUUUCCACAUGUUGAUUUUUUCUGUCAGAGACAAGUAGUAGUACUAUUGUACUAAGUUUGCAGUUUCCUAGGGUUGUUCUUGCUUGGUUUUUGUCGUAGUUUGUUAUUUACCACAGAAAGUAUUGUAUAUCAGAGGCUUUUCAUUACAUUUUUAAUAUUGAUUCUUGACUAGCAAGCAAUAUCUUUUUUAAAGCUA
Molecule: messenger RNA, 2157 nt
Organism: Ipomoea triloba (trilobed morning glory)
Lineage: Eukaryota; Viridiplantae; Streptophyta; Magnoliopsida; Solanales; Convolvulaceae
Product: pyruvate kinase isozyme A, chloroplastic-like
Exons: 6
Coding region: 250-1935 (561 amino acids)
Biological process (GO): glycolytic process
Cellular component (GO): chloroplast stroma; cytoplasm
Molecular function (GO): potassium ion binding; magnesium ion binding; pyruvate kinase activity
Source: RefSeq, a predicted model, not a curated record